GAAUUUUUCUCUUUUUUUUUUUUGUACAACUGGUAGCAGAGUCACAACUCUGAGGAGCAGACGAGAGGGAGUUUGGGGGUAGAAACUUGCUGCCAGCGUAUCAGAAGCAAAAAACGUCUCGGCAUGUGAUCUAACUCCGUGUUAAUGAGAGGAUCGGUGAAGUCGGCAUUGAUGGAUUAUUUGGAAACGAUGGUAUUCAAUAAGUUGCUUUUAAAAUAUCCAACCUAACAUUAAAUAAGCUUGGCUCAGGGAUUUUUAUUACUUUUACGGUAAUUUUUCAUCAUAUUUUACGGUUGGAAGAUUAUUGUGUAACAUGGGAAUUCUAAGUAGCGUGAUUUUCAUCCUGAUAAAAGUGACUGUCAUAUCAGCGAAUCAGUGCGUUCUAAAUGAUGGAAAGUGCACUUAUAACGUUUAUUUAUCAAACGACAAUUGUGGAGGACCACUACAGAGAUCUGCUCAAGUUCAGAAUGAACAAAGAGACUCUUACUCCGCGGCAGACAUGCAAAAAGAUUUCAAUGUCGUUAAGACUGACCAUGAAGACAGAAUAAGAGAAUUGGAGGCAUCCGUCCAGAAAAUGCUAAGAUCCUCUUUACCUACAAAUCAAAUGCCUAUUACCUCUAACUCUGUAGAAGGAACUGUUAGACCAGUGAAUAUUGAGAAUUUGUUCCCAGGUGUUAAUUCUACCGAGCAUGGCUUACUUUCUUCUCUUCAUAGCCAUUUUUCUAAAUUACGAAAUGAGAUUCAGGCAAAGACAAAGAAACUAUUAGACAUGGAGGUCAGGCUGAAUGAUACGUCCAAUGCUUUAUCACAAGCUCACGAAGAACUGUUCAAAAACAGCGAAAAGGUGAUCGCUGCCGAACAUAAGGUGACUUCAAUGGAACAAGAAAGAUACAUGCUGAAAAGCCAAAUAAAGUAUAAAACUGAACAACUUAACCAUGCAUUAGAAAAAGUCAAUAUUACAGAUGCCAAGCUUUUACAAGUAGAAAAACAACUGUAUCAUUUAGUCAGGUCAGAGUCCAAUCUAAAGGAAGAGCUGGGGUUGUACCAAUGGAAACUGAACAACUCCCUGAAAGCCUUCAAAAGUCUGAAGAGCAACUAUACAAAAUUAGAUGGAAAAUUCAAUGAUACCAAAGCAGAAUUAGACAGAGCCCACAUAGACUUCAUGGAAUGUAUCACUGCUAAGACACAGUCGUUCUGCGGGUUUGAAAAUGACAUGUGUGGUUUUACACAAGAAGAGAUUACAGACGAUUUUGAUUGGGUUAGAACAAAAGGAGAAACUCCCUCCACGGGCACCGGUCCUCUAGGGGACCACACCUGUGGUGAGGUCAAAGAUGCAGGACAUUUCCUGUUUAUUGAGGCCUCAGGUAGGCUAAACAAUAACAAGGCAGUGAUAUACUCCCCGUUUUACCAAAGCCUGGGCCACUUGUGUGUGGGGUUCUACUACCAUAUGUUUGGUCGCCAGACAGGGACACUUAAUGUAUACACAAAGACGCGUACCGGUGACGUCAUUGAAUCUGCGUGGAGAGCUUAUGGUAACCAAGGGAAUGUGUGGAUUCAAGCCCUUCUAGACAUACCCAAGAAUUUGGCUAGAGCAGGAUUUCAGCUGGUGUUUGAAGCGAUAGCGACUGGUGGUUACCUCGGAGACAUAUCUAUAGAUGAUAUUUCUAUAAAGGACGGAAAGUGUAAUUCUCGCACCGUCACGCCUGUCUCCGUCACUUCUAAUGUGACACAAGCACGGAACGCACAGAUUCGAAGACUCCAGAAAUUCAGAAAGUUUCGAAGAAUGCUUCGGCGCCGUAGAAACCUCUGAAGAACUAUUGGCAUGUUUUAAUUAUGUAUAACUAUGUUAGAUGUAUUUUGUUGAUUUUUAUUGAACUCGAGUGACUUACUCUGCAUGUACUUAUUUAAGCGGGAUUCAUAUUUAGUCUCUUGCUUAAUUCUCUGUACAAAAAGUGUCGAAAAUCAUUUUCUCUAUAUAUAAUAAUUAUAAUACUCCGAAGUGCUGAUAGCGUUAAUUAACAUCGCCAUUAGACAUCCAAUUAUGUAUGCGCUAAAUUUUGACACGCUUAACUGAGUACAUGUAGAGUACAUGCAUGUAACUGGGGUGAAGAAUAUUACGUCUAACAAGUCCUGUACAUUUGCUGGUUUGGUCGACUUCUACCAAACUAAGUAGAUCGACUAAUUGGAUACUUGCAAAAAAAAAAACAACGUUAUUGUUAAAUGGUGUAUAAAUAAUGACUACAGUAUCAGACAAGCUUCCAUAGUGCGUGUCUCCAGAUGUUUUUAUUUACUUAUGAUACAGGGAAAUCUAUUACAUGUAUCAAUAAACAGUUACCGUUCUUUGUAUUCUUUCAUCUACCACAAGCAUUGAUGUAAUAUUGGUGAAUUUUGUAAUAUGUACAUUGCAUCAGGUAUUUUUAUAUUCCUAUGGGAAACUUCUAUUAUUUUCUUCUUUUUUUUAAAUCUCUUUUUCAUUUUUGUCAAAUUACUGAAUAGAAGAGCUUUGAAGACACCUUGCAUAACUUAGAAUCACACUCUUGACAUAUGUAAAUGAACAAGAAAAACAUGAAACAUAAGCAAGUUUCUUCAGGAUCUUCAUUUUGCCACAGAGUAUAAAAAUAAAUAACAGAUACAAGCAAUGUCAGUGACAAAAUUAACAUACAUGUAUAUCCAUUGUUAUAAAAUGUCAGCUCAAAAGCUAAAUAUAAAAAUCUUGACCAAUGCAAAAAUACAAAAUGUUGAUACCCUAAUUAUGCUGAAUGCCUUAAUCUUAAGUACAAGGAAGUUACAUAACAACAAUGUAAAACAGUAAUAACAAAUAAACCAUGAUUACUCUUUAUCAUCCAUGGCAUCUAAAUUUUGCAUGACAUAAAAUAAAUGUUCAUUAAUGAUUGUA
Molecule: messenger RNA, 2896 nt
Organism: Saccostrea echinata
Lineage: Eukaryota; Metazoa; Mollusca; Bivalvia; Ostreida; Ostreidae
Exons: 5
Coding region: 314-1810 (498 amino acids)
Biological process (GO): nervous system development
Cellular component (GO): membrane
Source: RefSeq, a predicted model, not a curated record